AUGCCGCCGCGAGUUCGGAGAACCUCCGGCUACCGCGGCGUUCGCGCCUGCCCCUCCGGCAUGUUUUACGCGGAGAUCCGCUCCGGUGACGUACGUCUCGGUCUCGGGACAUUCGAGACCGCCCACGCCCGCGCGUACGAUGCAGCGGCGUGGCGCCUCGGGAGGCUACAGGCGCAGAUGAACUUCUCCAACGCCCGGGCGCGUGAGCAGGCGCAGGACCCCGUGCCUCCGUCGCGGCUAAUCACCGACGAGGACUGCCGCGUCCAGCGUAGGCAGGAGCGCCGCCUCCUCGUCGCUGAGGCGGACGAGUAUGCCAUGACGGAGUGGCGCCAGCGCUUCCCGGAGGAUGUCGCCCGAGAGAAUGAGUUCUGGGCGCAGAGGAGGGUGCAGCGAGCCGCGGAUCGGACGGACAGGCGUCAGUGGAAGGCACUGGCGAUAGCGCAGUGCGAACUGGAACAGACGUCGACCUUUGACGACAUUGAUCCUCGGUGGAAUGAUGCGUUUCUGUCGUUGGACUACACCACCGAGGAGGAGGAUGACAACGAGAAGUAG
Molecule: messenger RNA, 552 nt
Organism: Aegilops tauschii subsp. strangulata
Lineage: Eukaryota; Viridiplantae; Streptophyta; Magnoliopsida; Poales; Poaceae
Biological process (GO): ethylene-activated signaling pathway; regulation of DNA-templated transcription
Molecular function (GO): DNA binding; DNA-binding transcription factor activity
Source: RefSeq, a predicted model, not a curated record